GACUAACGUAAUAAAACAUUUCGCCCAUCCUUUUUCCUCCAGCUUUAUUUUUGUUGUUGAUUUUAUUUUAAAUGGGUUAGAAGAUAACUUGUACAAUAAAGCAUUGGUAAGUAGGUUCAACAUCAUGAAGGAUUCUAGAGGAGGGAAAACUCUUAAGGCAAAACAGAUUCUUACGCACACUUGACACAAGUGGGAUGUAGCAUGCUCGAAUUAUGUCUCCCCGUUUAGCAACCAAAAUGAAACAGAACUUUCCCAAACAAAAAUGUAUACAAAGCGCAAACAAUGGUAGUAUCUCUAUUUCAGCCUCCUACUGUCCUCUCGUCGCUCCUUCUUAAUACCUAUUGGAUGAGAUGAGGAAGACUAAAGUACCCCCUUAAGACUCUAAUGGUUUUUGAGCGGUUUUGAGGCCAGGAGAGAUAAAAUACGUAUUUGAGAUAAAGAUAAUUAGAAAACAAAGGUAAUGUUCACUCAUGUUGACUUUGUGUAAAAAAACUGAUAUCGAAUCGUUCGAGAAUUGGACAUCCAAAUCCUAUCCUAAAUACAGCAACGUUUCCGUUCAAUUGAACGUUCCAGAACGUAAAACCGUACUGAACGCUACCCAGAUUACGGACUUGUGUUCCUCUCCUGCAAGUUCGUGCUUUGUUUAUGUUAGCUAGCUAGCUAGUUUGUUAUCGUUAGUCAACAAGUUAAGGUUAAACAUAGAUACAUCCAAUUACAUACGGGUUCGAUUGUUAAUAGGUAGCUAUAUCGCUACAAUAAAUUGGUUUCGUUAUCAUCCAAAGUAGCUUGCUAGCAAGUUUUCUAGCAGUCAGUACAUUGGUGUUACUUUGCAAGUCCAAACAUAUAGGGGCUAGCUAGCUAUCGUUAGCUUGCAGGCAGUUGCAAGUUCUACCAUGUUCCCCGGAGAACGGGCUCCUCUGCCAACCGGUGGAGGCGGUCUUCUCCGCGGUAACUGCACGAGAUCAUACGGGAGUCUUGUACAAUCCUCCUGCUCUCCGGUACGACAACGACGAAUUGAACACGAAGUUCAACCAGGAGAGACAUUGCAAGGGAUCGCGUUGAAAUAUGGAGUAUCUAUGGAAAAAAUCAAAAGAGCAAACAGGCUGUACACACAUGAUUCAAUAUUCCUGAAGAAGUCUCUGUUUAUUCCUGUGCUGUCAGACUACUACCCUGCUGCCAGUAAUGGCGUAGAUAAGGCGGAGGAGGACUCUGGCCAGGGACAGGACAUUACAAAUAAAGGCCCUACUGAAAAUGGGAUCUCAGAGAACAAGUCUGAAAAGACCCAGGCAAAAGAAACAACUGAACUUUCUCCAAUGGAUUUCUUGAAAAUGAUGGAUGGUAUGAUCAGCCAAUCCAAGCAAGCAGCUGUGAAAAGAUGCCAAGAGGGAGAGAAAAGAUUGGCUUCUCUGGAAGCAGCUUGUGUCAGCAGAACAUCAGACCGUCGACUUAUGAGGUCACACAGUGCAACAAUAACUUCCUCUCCCAGAAUACACCAGCAUGCCAUUCUUGGGGCAGUACCCCUCACCAUCACCAAAUGCACCAAGAAACUGAGAGAACAAGAGGAUGAGAUCUUUGAGUUGUGAUUUAAUUCCCUCUGUCAGGCAGACCAUAGGACACACUAAUACAAACAUCAAAGUGAUUAAUGUCCCAGCUAAUCUGGCAUGGCAGAUUUUAAAGAGUUCUUAUUCACAGUAACAAGUUAACUGCUGCUCCUUUGGGCAUGGUUCUUAAAAGUUUGUCGUAAGCACUGUUGAACUAAUGUUUUUUGCUAGGAUGCUUUAUAUUGACUUAUGAGAAGACUUCUUACGCAAGUAAUGCACUGUUAACAAUUGAUUUGAAGUUGGUACUUUGUGAGUUGUAUUUGUAUAUUAGCGUGCAAUCAUUUAUCUAUUCAAAGUAAUGUGUUUUUGAAUGUAUAUCUGUUUGGCCAAAGGCGCAAGGUCAUGUGAGAAAUGCUACCUCCCAUUGUCUUAUACAAUGUCAGAAAUGUGAAAAAUAUCCAAGUUUGGGUUAACAAUGGAAGUUGAAGUCUUCAAAUCAAAAUUAUUUAUCAUAGAAAAGUCUUCUUUGGGUAUUUGUUACAAUUAUGCAAUAUUGUACAUAUUUGUUCUUAGAAGAAUAAUUAGUCUUGUAAUUUUUUUCUUGUCUUGGCACUUAGUUGUAGUAAACACACACCCGUUCAAGUGUUUGGGGUCACUUACAAAUUACGUUGCUUUCGGGAAGAAAAGCACUUUUCUUUUUGUCCAUUAAAUGAACAUCAGAUUAAUCAGAAAUACAGUAUAGACAUUGUUAAUG
This is a messenger RNA of Esox lucius (northern pike), 2295 nucleotides long. It is a transcript of the gene lysmd1, whose product is annotated as LysM, putative peptidoglycan-binding, domain containing 1. NCBI's taxonomy places the organism in Eukaryota, Metazoa, Chordata, Actinopteri, Esociformes, Esocidae. The transcript has 3 exons. Bases 894 to 1583 code for a protein of 229 amino acids. The record is from RefSeq and is a predicted model, not a curated record.